Molecule: messenger RNA, 1305 nt
Organism: Exophiala aquamarina CBS 119918
Lineage: Eukaryota; Fungi; Ascomycota; Eurotiomycetes; Chaetothyriales; Herpotrichiellaceae
Exons: 1
Coding region: 1-1305 (434 amino acids)
Cellular component (GO): cytoplasm
Molecular function (GO): calcium-dependent phospholipid binding; calcium ion binding
Source: RefSeq, a predicted model, not a curated record
AUGUCAUACGGCGGGCCCCCUCAACCCCCAUACGGAGGUGGUUAUCCGCCACAAAAUCCUGGCUACGGCCAGCAGCAGGGCAACUGGGGCCCUCCACCCCCUCAGCAGCAGGGCAACUGGGGUCCUCCACCAGGUGGUCCGCCGCCUCAACAAGGAGGAUGGGGCCCUCCGCCUGGAGGUCCUCCACCACAGCAGGGAGGAUGGGGUCCGCCUCCAGGUCCGCCGCCUCAAUGGCAGCAGGGACCACCUCCGCCGCAGCAAGGUGGAUGGGGUCCUCCGCCUGGAGGUCCUCCGCCACAGCAAGCUGGCUAUCCUCCUCCUCAGGGUGGCUACGCCCCCCCAGCACAACCGUCGCCGGGCUAUGACCCACGCGCCUCGGCGCAGGGUGAUGCUUCAAGAGACGCAGAUGCCCUCCGUGGUGCAAUGAAAGGCUUCGGUACCGACGAGAACACCUUGAUCCGCAUCCUGUCCAAACCCGAUCCGCUACAAAUCGCCCUCCUUCGAAAUACCUACAACACACGCUUGCGCCGGAAUCUGGAAGCAGACAUCAAGUCCGAGACUUCGAAAUAUUUCCGCGACGGCCUUGUCGCAAUUGUUCAGGGGCCCUUGGGGCAUGAUGUCCAUGAAAUCAAUCGGUCAAUCAAAGGCCUGGGGACGAAAGAGUCGGUCCUUAACGAUGUCCUACUUGGCCGCUCCAACGCCGACAUGCGCGCCAUCAAACAGGCAUAUCAAGAGACUUUCCGUAAGUCGCUCGAGUCCGAAGUCAAGGGCGACUUGUCUAUGAAGACUGAGCAACUCUUCGGCCUGGUUAUGGCCGCCACUCGAGCUGAGGAAUCGGCACCAAUUGAUCCGGCUCAAGUCGAUCGUGACGUUACGGAGCUUCAUCGUGCCAUGGACGGCCGGAUCGGCACCGACCAAAUUACCGUCUGCAGCAUCCUGUCCCAGCGCAGUGACGGCCAAAUCCGUGCAAUCAACCACCUGUGGAAGCAGAAAUACCACAGCGAUAUGGAGAAGGUCAUCGAUUCUGAGUUCUCCGGUCAUAUGGAAGAAGCACUCUUGCUGAUGGUUCGUAGAGCCACCGACCGUACCAUGUCGGACGCGGUGCAGCUCGAAGAAGCCAUGGCAGGACUCGGCACCAAGGACAAUCUAUUGGUUGCGAGAAUCGUGAGAUUGCACUGGAACAGGCAGCAUAUGGAGCAGGUCAAGAGAGCAUACCAGCACAGGUACAAGAAAGACCUUAUCCAGAGAGUCAAGGGUGAAAUUUCCGGCGACUAUGAAAAGCUGAUGGUUGCUUGCUUGACUUGA